Molecule: messenger RNA, 699 nt
Organism: Anoplophora glabripennis (Asian longhorned beetle)
Lineage: Eukaryota; Metazoa; Arthropoda; Insecta; Coleoptera; Cerambycidae
Product: flexible cuticle protein 12-like
Exons: 3
Coding region: 89-475 (128 amino acids)
Cellular component (GO): chitin-based extracellular matrix
Molecular function (GO): structural constituent of chitin-based larval cuticle
Source: RefSeq, a predicted model, not a curated record
UUUGAUUUACCCAAUGUGGGGACGAAUGAAAGUAUAUAAGUAACGUCACUGAAUCACGAAGUCAUUUUGGUUGUUGCUAAACAUCGUAAUGAAAGCGGUAAUAAUUUUAUUUGCCCUCUUGGGUAUUGGUCAGGCAAGACCUCAAUUCGGCAUAUCUCAGUUAUUUCCAGUCAUAUUGCGUUAUGAUAAUAAUAUUGAAGAAAAGGGAUUUUCCUAUAAUGUCGACACAAGUAAUGGCAUACACCAAGAGGCACAAGGAGUUUUAAAGAAUGCUGGUACCCCAGAAGAAUCCUUAGAUGUAAAAGGAUCAUAUUCCUAUGUAGGAGAUGAUGGACAAACAUACUCUGUCGAAUAUACAGCUAAUGAAGACGGUUUUCAACCAGCUGGAGCCCAUUUACCACCUUCAGCAGGUGUUAAAAAGCUUGGAAUUCCAUCCUCCGCAAUUGCAUCCCUGCAAGGAGGUGGACUGGGUUGAUUUAAAAUAAAAAAAUUUUAUAAUAAGGCUGGAAAGUGAUAGUAAUUUUGUUUAUUUUGUCAUUUUGUCAAUGCUUGCUCCAUUGUUUUUAAAGAAAAGUAUUUGUUUUCAUUCGGCUCCUUGACUAUACAUUAAUCUUAAUAGUAUACUUCAAAGUAGGUGUAAUUUUGAACCAUUCAGUCAAAUUAAUAGACUCUAUUAACAAAUAGAUUUGUGAAAGUUUU